UUUCGACCAUGCGUUCAAGACGUGGAGCUAUUGAAUACACAUCGCCCCGUGAUCAAUUUGAUAGAUUAUUAACGUUUACUAAUACCUAAAGUUGGAUUACAAAAGUAUUUCAAAGUGUUCUGUGAAAGUUUAUCGUCGACUUUUUUAAUAAAAAAAAAUGACGUUGCGUUUUAAAACGCUGUUUUUUCCUGGAUCACACUUUUCAUAGAUCAAUAUUUAGGGUAUAUAUGGACCGAUUUAAUCGAAAAAAAAGACCCAAUAGUGAUGUUUAUGGUGCAUAUAGGAGUGCCAACAAAGAAUCUCGUCAAAGUGCUGUUGAGUACACUGGUAUACUGUAGCCUCGGACAAGGUGGAGCUUCUCUCUCUCCUCCAGCCUCUCUCUCUCCUCCAGCCUCUCUGAGUGUCAGUCCUGACAGAUCUCAGUUCUUUGAAUUUGAGUCUGUCUCUCUGAGCUGUGAGGUUCAGGGGAACUCGACUGGAUGGAGAAUGAUGAGGAACGCAGAGAGAGGAAACCUUUCAGAGUGUAGUACUGACUGGGGAAAACAUCAAGGGUCUUCAUGCAUCGUGUCACUAACACCAUCAUCCAGUGGAGUGUACUGGUGUGAGUCUGGGUCUGGAGAACACAGCAAUGCUGUCAACAUCACAGUACAUGAUGGAGCUGUGAUCCUGGAGAGCCCUGCCCUUCCUGUGACUGAGGGAGAUUCUGUGACUCUGCGCUGCAGAUAUCAGGGAACUCCUUCUGACCUCACAGCUGUUUUCUACAAAGAUGGAUCCCUCAGGGCUGAGUCUUCAGGAGAGAUAAAUCCUGCAUUAUCCAAGUCAGAUGAAGGACUCUACAAGUGUUCCAGCUCGAAAGGAGAAUCACCAGAGAGCUGGAUGACUGUGACAGCAGAGGAAACUCUGUCUUCCUUUCCUGUGAUGGUCCUCAGUUUCAUCAUUGAUGGUUUUUGCGACUCCACAUGA
This is a messenger RNA of Oncorhynchus masou masou (cherry salmon), 963 nucleotides long. RefSeq names its product Fc receptor-like protein 5. Gene Ontology annotation, cellular component: plasma membrane. The record is from RefSeq and is a predicted model, not a curated record. NCBI's taxonomy places the organism in Eukaryota, Metazoa, Chordata, Actinopteri, Salmoniformes, Salmonidae. Gene Ontology annotation, molecular function: transmembrane signaling receptor activity. Gene Ontology annotation, biological process: cell surface receptor signaling pathway.